Messenger RNA from Adineta ricciae, 267 nucleotides. The record is from the annotation of a GenBank genome assembly. NCBI's taxonomy places the organism in Eukaryota, Metazoa, Rotifera, Eurotatoria, Adinetida, Adinetidae.
AUGGCACAACCGAAUACAGUGACCAUCUGCCAUUUGAGCUGCAAUGGUAUUCUCGCUGGCAUGAAGACAAUUACAACACUUCUAGCCAUCCUACAGCGUCAUAAUUUCAAAAUCAAACCAGUCAACAUCCACCCAGGCUGUAUCCUUUAUGUCUGUGUUCAUCGAGGAUCAGGCGUCGAUCCUACUCCACUUCAACAAGAAAUGAUGCUUCAUAUUCCGGCGGGAAAAAAUAAAUCGAUUCAAGAUAUUCAAUGGACAUUUGCUUAG